This is a messenger RNA of Orbilia oligospora ATCC 24927, 1308 nucleotides long. RefSeq lists its product as uncharacterized. The record is from RefSeq and is a predicted model, not a curated record. Lineage: Eukaryota; Fungi; Ascomycota; Orbiliomycetes; Orbiliales; Orbiliaceae. The coding region runs from base 1 to 1308 and encodes 435 amino acids. The transcript is spliced from 4 exons.
AUGCAUCAGCAAUUUACUUCGAGAAGCGGUAUCGGUGGUUUCAAUUCGCCGGUCGAGGGGGAGGAAGAUUCGAAGAGAAAGAAAAAAAUUCGAGGAGGGGCUUGGAUUGCUAAUGAUUAUCUUGUUGGGAAACCUGCAGACUACACCCUCGCCAAUCCUGAUACCCUCACCAAGUACAAGACUGCCGCUGAAAUCUCGAACAAAGUCUUGAACCAUGUUGUCAGCCUUGUCAAGGAAGGUGCUACCGUUCUGAGCCUCUGCGAGGAGGGUGACAAGUUGUUGGAGGAGGAGACAUCGAAGGUCUUCAAGGGAAAGGAUAUCAAGAAAGGCAUUUCCUUCCCCACGACUGUCUCUCCUGAUGAGAUCAUCACACCUCUCACCCCCAAUCCAUACGACACUGCCACUCCUGAAUGGGCCGUCAAACCCGGUCAGGUCCUAAAGAUUCAACUUGGUGCACAUAUCGAUGGAUUUGCUGCCAUUGUUGGAUCCACAGUCGUCGUUCCAGCCUCCGAAGGUGCCGAUGCUGAGAUCACCGGCGAAGUUGCCGACCUUCUCCUCGCCACACACUACAUCAACCAAGCCUUCCUGAGAUUGAUCCUUCCACCAAGCCUACACCCUGGUGCCGAGGAGGGCAAGGAGGUUAAGCCGCCAACCCAUACCAAGAUCAACUCUAUUCUUAACAGCAUCGCGAAGACGUACGGAUGCAGUCUGGUUGAGAACACCACUAGUUAUCAAUUCGAGAGGAAUGAAAUUGAAGGCAAGAAGAAGAUCAUCUUGGCUCCAACUGAGGGGACGAAGGGUGAAGGCAACCCUGAGAUCGGUGAUGUCUGGGGUGUUGAGGUUGCUGUUGCUCUCGGUGAUAGCGGAAAGUUGAAAGUCUCUGAUAACAAGCCAACAUUGUUCCGAAAUACUGGAACUACCUUCGCACUGAAGCGACCUACCUCUCGUCAAACCUUCACUGAGAUUAAGGGCAAGUUUGGAAACUUCCCAUUCUCUUCGAGAUACCUUACCGACCAGAAGGCUGCGGCAUUCGGUUUGGUUGAGUGUGUCAGAGGUAACCUCCUAAGACAGUAUGAGGUCCUUAUUGAGAAGGAGGGCAAGAUCACCUCGAAGGAUUUCAGCGUCGUUGCCGUUACCAAGAAGGGUCUCUCUGUCAUCUCGGCUCCACCAGCUAUUGAUCUAGAGAAGGUCAAGUCGGAUAAGAAGAUUACAGAUGAGGAGAUCCUCAAGCUUCUCGAGAUCCCAAUUGGAGCACCAAAGAAGGCCAACAAGAAGAAGAAGAAGGCUGGUGCAUCUACUGAUGAGUAG